AUGGCCAACAGUAUCGACGUCACGCGUAGUGUUGUCAUAUCUGGCUUGCCAUCGGGAUUUUUCAAGGAUAACCCGGAAGAUUUCGCGGAGACCGUCUAUGAGCUGCUGGAAACAACAUUCAGCGUUACACGAGAUGCCGUCGAUCACGGAUAUGGCUGCAAAUGCCUGGUUUCGUUUCGAUCGCGCGUGCACCGUCACCGCGUCAUUGCACAGAAGACGAAAUUGGAGUUUCCAACAACAAUUGCAUCGAUAACCGAGAUUCCUCGUGAUAUCCUGGCUAGCAACGAUGAGGUCCUCGAAGUGACUGAUGAAUGGGCUGAGGAUGGCGCUGGCUCGCAGGUAAAGGAGGUAAAUGAGGAAAAGAGAACCGAGAGUCCAGUAGAUGCUGCGAAAUCCAUUGGCGCGGAGAAGAAAGCGGGCUCUAAGGGAACACAAAAGGAACCGAAGAAACCAGAGGCAAAAGCUCCGUCGCCGGUAAAAGAGAAUUUGGAUGAAUAUGCCGACGACGAUGAUGAUGUUGUUCUGGUCGAGGAGAACGUUACACCAGCAGACAAUAAAGCUGCGCCACCAGCUAAAGAAGUUGCGCCACCAGUCAAAGAAGUUGCGCCACCAGUCAAAGAAGUUGCCCCUAAAGAAGCUGUUGAAGAGGAGGACGAGAAUCAGCUUAUGAAGAUCGAAAAUAUUACCUCUUCGGAUUUAUACAAUCCGUGGCUGUAUUCAGUUCUGCUCAGCGCUUCACGUUUGGAACUGCAUUUCCCAGAACUAUCGUUUAAUAAAAUCGGGAAGCCGACGUUGGGGUAA
Messenger RNA from Gongylonema pulchrum, 801 nucleotides. The record is from the annotation of a GenBank genome assembly. NCBI's taxonomy places the organism in Eukaryota, Metazoa, Nematoda, Chromadorea, Rhabditida, Gongylonematidae.